Molecule: messenger RNA, 417 nt
Organism: Oikopleura dioica
Lineage: Eukaryota; Metazoa; Chordata; Appendicularia; Copelata; Oikopleuridae
Source: the annotation of a GenBank genome assembly
AUGAGAGGGCUCCCCGUUCUACAGAUUUUUGCUUUUUCGGCAACGAUUGCGAAUCCUUUCCUUGAAAACUCUGACCAGGAUAACAAGAAGGCUUCGAAAGAAUGCAAUUUGGGAAAAGCCCUGAUGAAACAUUGUAUUCGAAUUCGAGCGUCGAAUAAGCGACAAAAGAACCUUGCGAAGCUCAAGAAACAUGUAAGUAAAAUCGACGCGCUCAGGCUGGCUUUCUCGAGCGAAAAAGUCGAUAGAUGGAGUGCCGUCGAUCUUGAACUCAUCGACGCAGUAGAUGUCGUCUCUGAUGGAGGCCCUUAUGAGGUCAGUUUAAAAAAUGACCAAGCUCGAUGCUCCUCAAUUCGUCUACGCUGGUGGCACAGCCAUUGUCACGAUUGCUUAGAAGACGGGCAGCUUGUCGAGAAAUAA